UUGCCCUUGAAGUGUUCGAUCAAAUUCCUGUGCCAGUUUUCGUUGCAUAUUUCUGCCUUCUAGAACUGAAAUGAGAAAGGAAGAGUAUAGAGCUUGCAAGUCUCAGAUUCGCCACGGCACUUGAACGGAGUUUCGGCAUUUUUUGAAAUCAAGAUAAGAGUGUGAGGCAGGGGAGAGUCGGGUGGUGGGUGUGGCUAGUUUUUGCUCAUCGACUUGUUUCUACCCUCUUAGGAGUCAUUGACAUGAAGAUACUAGUCCAUGAAAAUUUCUAGCGAGCUGCUUCACGGGGGAACUUAAACUGUGUCUAACAAAAAUAACGUGAUUUUUAUUCUUAAUGAUUUGGGUCUGACUAUGCUAGGAAACCGCUCGAGGAGAAAGGGGAUGCACUUUAUAUAUAGGGUUCCUGCUCUGACUACAUGCUAUAUGGCGAUGCCUAUUUUAUGGUGUUAGAAUGUUACUAGUCAGCGCAGAGUUGACAUGAGAACGCUAAAGUUUACUGAAGCAGUAAUCUAGUUUGGCUGUUUUAGUUUGGGCUAUGAUAUUUAGCAUUACAUAUGAAACCAAACCUCUUGUGUAAAGGAAAGUGGCGGGCUUUGUCAUCUUCUCGACUUGAGCGAAGCAAGCGAGGUGCGAACAUGUGCCUUUCUGUUUCUUCCAGAGCCACAAAAACCGGCCAAAUGGCCAUUUCUACUCCUUUGCAAUUUCCCUUCACAUCAACUCUUGGGGUAAGAUCAAAAUUGCCAUCCACCUGUGCUUUGGCUGAUUCCAGACCAUCAUUAGGCAGUGAAUGCUCUCUACUCUAUGGCAAUACUCAUAGGCAGUCCCACGUUGUUAGAGCUGUAGAAGAGAGCCAGGAAAGCACUGAAACGGAUGUUCAAAACAGUGACACUGUUAAAGAGGUCAAAUCGAUUGACCAACAACCAAGCCAGUCGACUGCAGAGUUGACCGAGCUGGGGGCCGAGAUAAAGAAAGCAUUGGAGCAGAGGAAGGAGAAAGCAGACGACAACUUGUUGAGUGGUGUGGUAGAAGAGAUUGGGGAGAUUGAGUGGCCUGCAUUUGGUAAGGUGUUGGGAACUACCGGUGUUGUCUUGGGCGUAAUUGCUGGAUCGAGCGUUGCCUUGCUCACCGUGAAUGCAGUUUUGGCAGAGCUGUCUGACAAAGUUUUCGCAGGUAAGGGAAUCCAGGAUUUCUUUGGUUAGAGGUGGGAAAAAGGUACAGAGCGUGGAAGGUUUGUGAGGCCGAGGAACCUUCCUCAUGGGACAAGCUAAGGUGUUUUGCUCACCCCCUCGAGAAUUGAGAUAAGUAUUAUGUUGGUUGGGUGAGGCUUUCGUGUUCCACAGCACAGUGUACUAAUCUCGUAUUUCAUAAAGUCAAAUGCAUCUGUUCGUUGCCGGGCAAGCAGUUUUGUAUCUAUCCAAAGUCUUGUAGAAGUAAUGAUAAAGCUGCUGAAUGUAGACAAGAUCAAUCCUCUAUAUUCUUAUUCCAUUGUAGAUGAAGACUUCGGGCAUGAUUGAAUCAAUAGAAGACUGUUGUUACA
Messenger RNA from Syzygium oleosum, 1537 nucleotides. Its product is annotated as preprotein translocase subunit SECE1. The record is from RefSeq and is a predicted model, not a curated record. The transcript has 2 exons. Gene Ontology annotation, cellular component: chloroplast thylakoid membrane. NCBI's taxonomy places the organism in Eukaryota, Viridiplantae, Streptophyta, Magnoliopsida, Myrtales, Myrtaceae. The coding region runs from base 555 to 1199 and encodes 214 amino acids.